This is a messenger RNA of Solanum dulcamara, 1233 nucleotides long. Its product is annotated as soluble inorganic pyrophosphatase 6, chloroplastic-like. Gene Ontology annotation, biological process: phosphate-containing compound metabolic process. The record is from RefSeq and is a predicted model, not a curated record. The transcript is spliced from 6 exons. Lineage: Eukaryota; Viridiplantae; Streptophyta; Magnoliopsida; Solanales; Solanaceae. Gene Ontology annotation, cellular component: cytoplasm. Gene Ontology annotation, molecular function: magnesium ion binding; inorganic diphosphate phosphatase activity. The coding region runs from base 91 to 963 and encodes 290 amino acids.
GUCUGACCAAAUUGUUGUGUGGCUCCAAGCUAAAACUUAAAAAGUAACAGCUGCUGACAUUGCCUUGUUAGUUCUCUACUAAAAGCAAUAAUGGCGGCUGCAAGAGUGAGGGUAUCAGCAAACAACACUAUAGCUUCACUCAAAUCGAAAGAUCCUCUCCGAAAGCCCAUCAUUUUCAACCUUUGCUUUGGCAAUGGAGCUGCUGCACAAAGCAGGCGACUUUUCAGUAGCACUGCUAUUUACAAUCCCCAGAUUCAAAUCAAACAACAAGGACAGCCUGAAACCUUAGAUUAUCGUGUCUUUUUUGCAGAAGAUUCCGGCAAAAAGGUAUCCCCUUGGCAUGAUAUACCACUUCAUUUAGGUGAUGGUGUUUUCAAUUUCAUCGCUGAAAUUCCCAAAGAAUCAAGUGCAAAGAUGGAAGUUGCUACGGAUGAGCAGUACACACCAAUUAAACAAGACACAAAGAAGGGGAAACUUAGAUAUUAUCCAUACAAUAUUCACUGGAACUAUGGAUUGCUUCCUCAAACUUGGGAAGACCCUUCAUUGGCAAAUGCUGAAGUUGAGGGGGCAUUUGGAGAUAAUGAUCCUGUUGAUGUUGUCGAGAUUGGGGAAAGCCGUGCUAAAAUUGGCCAGGUCUUGAAGGUCAAACCUUUAGCUGCUUUGGCAAUGAUUGAUGAAGGAGAACUUGAUUGGAAAAUAGUUGCUGUUUCCCUUGAUGAUCCCCGAGCUUUGCUUGUCAAUGAUAUUGAUGAUGUGGAGAAACAUUUUCCGGGUACUCUGACAGCUAUCAGGGACUGGUUUAGAGACUAUAAGAUUCCUGAUGGGAAACCUGCAAACAAGUUUGGACUUGGGAACAAGCCUGUUAACAAGGAUUAUGCACUUAAGGUUAUUAUGGAAACCAAUGAGUCUUGGGAAAAGCUUGUCAGGAGAUCCAUUCCUGCUGGUGAUCUUUCACUUGUAUAGCUGCGCCAAUUGAUAAAGCUUGAACAGCUAGUUUUGUUGCUUGUUAACUAAACUGGACGUUAAAUCCGUAGCAAUUCUUUUUCCGUCCUCAUGUGUGAUGUAAAUGAGUUCAUAUUCUUAAAGUUUAUUCAGCACAAGAAGAUGCUGCUUUUUCAUCCGUAUUUUCUGCAUGGAAAUGACUUUUAAAGCUAUCCAAGCGGAAAAAGAUUUAAAUAUGUCUGAAUUGAUCUUUGUUCUCCAAUUGCAUUAACCAAGUAUGAAUGCAUCUUA